Messenger RNA from Rangifer tarandus platyrhynchus (Svalbard reindeer), 2574 nucleotides. The record is from the annotation of a GenBank genome assembly. NCBI's taxonomy places the organism in Eukaryota, Metazoa, Chordata, Mammalia, Artiodactyla, Cervidae.
AUGCCCUCCUCCGGCUGGUCAGCCUCGGCGUCUGGCCCAGCUGUGUACUCACCUCAGCUUCCACACAUCCACCAUCUGGAGGUGCUUCCACCAGCAGUCCAAACUCCAGACACUCCCUUUGAGAAACCAGGAGUUUGCGGUUUAGCGAACAGCAGUGGGGGUGGGGAGGCCAAGAUAACACAGACGCGGGAGGAACAGAACACCCGGAGAACUCAGAGGCUGCUGAGGAAAUCUCAGAAACACGUGGCUGAAGUGCUCCGCACCACCAGACAAGCUGAGCCCUUCAUCAGGACCUUCGAUGCAGGAGUGCUUUCUGGGAAGAGCCCCUUGGGGGAGCGGUCCUGGGAGCAGCCCCUCCUACAGACAGCAGCCGGGGCCUCUCAGGUCUGGGGGUCCCCGGCACACAUGGAGGAAACACAGCAGCACCUGGGAGACAGGAUGCAGGACCUGCCGAGAACUUCUGGGAGCCUGGGACUCGGGGUCCUGGCCACUGUCUGCUCAGGUGGCCAGCGCAGUGCCCAGCGCCCCGGGACAGGAGCCCCGCGCCACCCCAAAGCCAGACUUUCUCUUCCUCUUCCCACAGGACUCCCAGCGUUUGACCUGACCCUAGAAGACCCGGAGGACACAGAGGAGGAGAGGCCAUCUUCACGGCCACUAACCUCCACGGAGACUCCAGAGGACUCGGCGUGGGGAGCAGACAGCCAAGGGCUGGCCCUGCAGGACCACAGGAGCCUGGACAUCACGCUGCAGCUCAGGCAGGGCCCCCCGACCCCUCAUCUUUGCGGCGUCCACACAGCAGCAGGAACCAGCCGUGACCACAUGGAGCUCGUCACAGGGCUCCUGGCCUCCUGCUCGGGGUGCCCUCAGGCCCGCACUUCAUCCUGGGCGCUCAAGCUCCAGCUCCAGGACUAUUCAGGUGAAUUCCAAGCCAGACACAGUCCUGUCCCUGACCUCCGUGGCCUGGUUUCAUCUCCAGCCUUGCAGAAAAUAGAAGACAACAACUCACGGGUAUUCACUGUGGACGUCAAAGCCAGCGAGCACCAGGUGAAACAGGCCACGGAGAAGCUACCUGACUUUGACCUGGCUAAGGUCAACACCUGGUCAGGCCUGCUGCAGAGAGGCCCCUCUGAGGAGACUCAAGGCCAUCUGUCCGAGACAGCCCGCCUCCUGCCCAGUCAAGGGGCGGGCCUGGUGGAAUGGCGGUGGUGCGCGGGCUGCAGGCUGCAGACCUCCCUGGACGGCUCCAGGGAGAGCGUCCACGCUCCGGAAGACCUGCUUGGUCUCCAGCAGCUUGAAAGCGUCCGUUCCGAGCAAGGACCGGUGCAUCCGGUCACAGUGCAGACGUCCACCCGGGACCGCGGGCGGGAGGGGCACUGCGGGGGCCAUCCGCAAGGCCCGCGGGGCAGAGUGUCAGCUCUGAGCUUUGCAGCAGCGCCUGGAGCUGAAGCAAGUGACGCCUGUAACCACCAGGAGCCAGGACCGACGGGUCCGCCCCAUCGAAGUCGCGCCUGCCUUUCCACAACUUCUGCGAACACGUCGUGCAGAGCCAGCGUGCUCCCCAGCCCGCGCCCCUCCCUCCGAUUCGCAGGGUGCCCCGGGCACCGGGUGCGGGCGGAGUGGGUGGAGCCUGCCCCCCAGCACCCCAACCCGCCCCCGGGUGCCCGGCGGCUGCACCGAGCCCCGAACGUCCCAGGGGUUGGGCCCAAAGAGAGAAGGGGACAGAGGGCCGCGUUCUCCAAACUGAGUGGCGUCUGGACGACAGAGGACCCUCCGGCCCCUACCCCGCCGCCCAACGGAUUAGGAAGCCGAGGAGGACGCGGUCCCGCGCUGAGGCCUCGCUUGCUUUUCACACCCCCGCUCCCACUGGAUCCGCGACCUCGGAGGGCUGCAGAGACGCGAGUGGGAAGAGACUGGGGUGGGCUCAAAAGAGGGGUCCCUCGUCGCACACUGCACCGGAGGCCCGGAAAACCUCCGUGGGGACUCGGUGCCUGUAGGUGCGGCCAAGGGGGCCGAGAAGGUUCCAGGAGGUUCGCCUGCGUCCUCCCGGUGUCCCCCGCCGCACCCGAAGCCCCUCUCCUCACAGCACGCGCCCGAAACGCGGCCUCGAGGAGGCCCAGGCGUGCCUGGGCGCCCCCAAGUCCCGGGACCCCGGCGGGGGGACACGCGCGCACUCGCUCCACCGGGCACGCUCGUCCCCGCGUCCUGGCAGCCGGGCUGGCGCGGGGGGCGGGGCGGACGGACGGGUGCCCCGGGGUGGGUGGGCGGGCGGCCGAGUUCUGCGGAGGGCGGUCGCGCUGCCCACGCACCCUCCGGAGGAGAGGCCGCCGGGUCUCGCUCGGCCUCAUUCUUUGCUCGAUCUUCUCAACGAAAUCCGAGCGCAGAGAGAGCGGGGGGCGAGGUGGAGUAGCACCUACGCCCCGCCGGCCCCACCCCGCGCGCGCCCUGGGCGAGGACCGCACCCCGCGCCCCAGCCGGUCGGACCGCCGGCUCGGCGUGCGGCUUCGCGGCAGCCCUUUCUGUGGCAGCCCGGGCAUCCGCCGCAGCCGAGCCCAGACUGCCGUGUCUCCCCACUGA